GGGGAGGGGCCGCGCCUAUCGCGAGUCUAUCGCGACAUAAUCGCCGCUUUAUCGCCGCUUUAUCGUCGCUUUUCGGCGCUUAGCGGAGCUCUCCCGGCGGCCCCGCCGAGCUCCCGCUGCUCCCGGGGCCUGGCAGAGCCCGUGAGGCCUGCGGGACCCCUGCGGGCCCGCUGCGGGCGCUCCCCCCCAACCUGGAACCAUGGGGGUGCCCGGGGCGCUGUUUUUGGGGCUUUUUUGGGUGUUUUUUGGGGUUCCUCCCCGGGCAGGAGCCGGGGAUUGCAAAGGGCAGCGGCAGAUCCUGACGGGACCCCGCGGCUUCGUCACCGACGGCCCCGGCAACUACUCGGUCAACGGCAACUGCGAGUGGCUGAUCCAGGCCCCCAGCCCCCGUCACCGGAUCCUGCUGAGCUUCACCUUCAUGGACACGGAGUGCACCUACGAUUACCUGUUCGUCUACGACGGCGCCUCCACCCGCAGCCCGCUGCUGGCGGCCCUGAGCGGGAGCAGCCUGCCCGCGCCCCUGGAGGCCACCUCGGGACAGAUGCUGCUGCACCUGUUCAGCGACGCCAACUACAACCUGCUGGGCUUCAACGCCUCGUGGCGGCUCUCGCUGUGUCCCGGCGGCUGCUCGGGCCGGGGCCGCUGCGUCCCGCCGGGGCUGUGCCGCUGCGCCCCGGGCUGGGCCGGGCCCGCCUGCACCGCCCGCUCCUGCAGCGCGCACUGCCGCCCGCCCGGCGGGGCCUGCAACCAGGAGACGGGGGCGUGCGAGUGCCGGGCGGGGUUUUUGGGGUUCAGCUGCGACCUGCGGCUGGGGGACCCCCGGGGCGGGGGGCGCUGGUACCGCCUCAGCGACGGGGACCCCCAGUUCCGGCCCCGCGCCGCCGCCGCCGGCGCCGUGCUGCCGGGGACAGGGAUGCUCUACGUGUUCGGGGGACUGGACCUGAACGAGGCCCUGGGGGAUCUGGUCAGGUACAACUUCAGCUCCAACCGCUGGGAACGAAUCCCUGAGACCCCCGGGAGCCCGGCCCCGGCCGCCCGUCACUCGCACUCGGCCGUGGCCUGGGGGGACACGCUGCUGAUUUUCGGGGGGCAGCUGCGGGGGGGGGCCCUGACCAACGACCUGUGGGGCUGGGGACCCCCCGAGGAGGGGCGGGGGUCCCCCGAGGAGGGGCGGGGGUCCCCCGGGGGGGGCUGGCGGCUGCUGCAGCCCCCCCAAAACGGAGCCCACGGACCCCCGGGGCUGGCCGGGCACGCGGCCGCGCUGGUGGAUGGGGACUGGCUCUACGUCUUCGGGGGCCGCACCUCCUCAGACGUGUUCUCCCCGGAUCUGUUCCGGCUGCUGCUGCCCGGGGGUCCCUGGGAGCGCGUCGGGGUCUGGGGGGGCAAAGCCCCGCGGGCGGCGGGACACGCCCUGCUCUUCCUGCCCCACGCCCGCAGCCUGCUGGUGUACGGGGGGCACCGGCCCUCCACCGCCAGGUUCAGUGUGAGGGUGAACUCCUCCGACCUUUUCCACCUGGAGCGGCGCCACUGGAGCUCCCUGAGGGCCCGGGGGGAAUUUGGGGGGGGGUCCCAGGGGGGACCCCGGGAAAGAGCCUUCCACAGCGCCUCCCUCAUCGGGGACUACAUGGUGGUGUUCGGGGGAAACGUGCACACGCACUACCACGAGGAGAAGUGCUACGAGGAGGAGCUGCACUUUUACCACCUGCGCUGCCACCGCUGGAGCCGCGCGCAGCCGCUGCGCCUCGGACACGGUGCGGGCAAAAACGGGCGGAAAUCGGGCAAAUUGGGCAGUGGGGGAAAAUGGUUGGGUGAAAAUUGGGGAGAAUUUGGGUGGAAAAUGGGUGAAAAUUGGGGGAAUUUGGGUGAAAAUUGGGAGGAGCUGCACUUUUACCACCUGCGCUGCCACCGCUGGAGCCGCGCGCAGCCGCUGCGCCUCGGACACGAGGCGGGGACCCCCGGGGAGGGGCGUUACUCCCACGUUUCGGGGGUCCUGGCCGGGCAGGUGCUGCUGGUGGCCGGCGGCUUCUCGGGGGUCCCGCGGGGCGACCUCCGAGCCUACAAAGUUCCUUCCUUCGUCCUGCAGCGGAGCGAAGAGCCGGAUCCCAACUGCGGAAGCUCAGGGACCAACCCAGAGCAGUGCCCCCCCGGCCCCUGCCCGGGGCUCUCCCGCCUUUUGGGGGACUGUGAGUCGUGUCUCGCCUUCGGGGGGGAGCCCCAAAAUCCGCCCGGGCCCGACAGCCCCGCCCCCCCCCGCUUCGGCUGGUGCGUGCAGAACGACACCUGCGUGCCCCUGGCAGAGCGCUCCCGCUGCCGUGUGGGGCAGAUUUCGGGCACCCACGGCUGGUGGGGUCCCCGGGCCGAUUUCCUGACGGAGCUGCCGCAGUGCCGCAGCCGCGGGGUCCCGCCCGGGCUGCACCUCCUGACCUUCCAGCACCCCAAAAACGAGUCCCAGCCCGACAAGGUGUCUCUGAUCAGGAGCGCCACCAUCACUCUGACCCCCCCGGGGGACGCGGCCGUGGCGCUGCAGUUCCGGGGUUUCCUGCACCCGCUGCUGGGCCCGGCCGGGCCCGGCCCCAACGUCUGGGCCCGGAUCCAGCGGCUGGCCGUGGUGGCCCGGCUGGCCCGGGAGCCCAACUCCACCGAGCUGGAAGAAGUGGGCCGCUGGGGGGCGCAGCAGGAGCGGGAGACGCGCGCGCUGCGGCGGCCGCGGCCCGAGCGCCUCUUCGGGCGGGCGGCGCGGGGCAGCCGCUUCCUGCUGCAGGUGGAGGCGCUGCUCAACGCCUCGGGCGGCCAGAGCAGCGAGCUCACCCUCACCUGGGACCGCACCGGCGUGCCCGGCGGCAGCGUGAGUGCUCGGAAAAAAUCGGGAAUUUUUGGGGAAUUUUUGGGAAUUUUUUCCGGGGUAGUUUCAGAAGUAGCAAAGCAGGUGGAGGCGCUGCUCAACGCCUCGGGCGGCCAGAGCAGCGAGCUCACGCUCACCUGGGACCGCACCGGCGUGCCCGGCGGCAGCUCUCUGGUGGGUCCCCCUAAAUCUUGGGGGGUCUCUGGGUCCCUUUUUGGGGUCGUUUUGGGGUCAUUUAAUGAGAUUUUAUUCCAAUUUUUGGGGUUUUUUUUGGGGUUUUUUUUGGGUUGUUUUGAGUCUGGGGUCUCGGGUUUUUUUUGGGGGGGGUCCCUAACAUUUUGGGGGUCCCCCCCGCAGCCCCGCCCCCACUAUUUCCACGCGGCGGCGAUUUUGGGGGACACUCUGGUGGUGGUGGGGGGUCGCAGCGACCGCCGGGAUUUCGGCAACGACGUGCUGCUCUACCAAAUCCGCUGCAACGCCUGGAUCCUGCCCCCCCACACCGAGCCGUCGGUGGUGGGCCCCCCCAUGCCGGGGGCGGUGGGCCACGCCCUGGCCCAGCUCGGGGGGCUCCUCUUCCUCUCGGGGGGCUUCAACGGGGGGGUCCUGGGGGGGCUCUGGGGGCUGCGGGUGCCCCCCGAGCCCUGCGGGGCCCUCCCGGACCCCCAACGCUGCAACGGCUCGGGGGGCGCCUGCGCCUGGUGCGGGGGGCGCUGCCGGGGGGCUCUGGAGGCUGAGAGGUUGGGGUGCUCCCCCAUCCCCGCCCCCUGCGCCCCCUCCCCCCGGGACCCCCACGAGUGUCGGCGCCUCCGGAGCUGCAGCGAGUGCCUGGCCCAGCACCCCCUGGGGGGCGCGGGUCCCCCGGCGUGCAAGUGGUGCACCAACUGCCCCGAGGGCGCGUGCAUCGGGGCGGGCUCCAGCUGCCGCCGGGAGAACGACUGUCGCAUCAACCAGCGCGAAAUCUUCGCGCCCCAAAACUGCUCCGAGGCCGCCUGCGGGGCCCCCGACUGCCCCAGGUGUGCCAGCGCCGGCAGGUGCAUGUGGACUCGCCAGUUCAAGAGGACAGGUGAGACGCGCCGCAUCCUGAGCGUGCAGCCGGCCUACGAGUGGACGUGCUUCAGCCACUCGCUGCUGAACGUGUCGCCGAUGCCGGUGGAGUCGGCGCCGCCGCUGCCGUGCCCGCGGCCGUGCCACCUGCAGCGCACCUGCGCCGCGUGCCUGGCAUCGGCGGGCGCCGACGGCGGCUGGCAGCACUGCCUCUGGAGCCUGGCACUCAGACAGUGCCUGAGCCCCAGCUUCGCCCCCCUGCUCUGCCUGGCCGGGGGCUGUGGCCGCCUCCUGCGGGGCCCCGAGCGCUGCCCCUCCCCCCCCGAGUGCGGGGGGGCGUCCCAGUGCUCCCAGUGCCUGCGGCGGCCGCGCUGCGGGUGGUGCGCCCGGGGGGGGCACAGCGGGGCCGGGCGCUGCCUCCAGGGCGGCAUCAGCGGGCCCCUGAAAGGUGCGUCCGAGACCUGCGGGCCGGGGGAGGUUUGGGCCUUCCUGAGCUGCCCCCCCGAGGACGAGUGCGAGAACGGGCACCACACCUGCGGGCCCAGCCAGGUGUGCCGCGACCUGCCCGACGGCUUCACCUGCGCCUGCCGGGAGGGGUUCAGCCCCGACAGCCGCACAGGUGAGUGCCGCCCCGUGUGCCGCCAGGGCUGCGCCAACGGCACCUGCGUGGAGCCCGACAGGUGCCGCUGCCACUUCGGCUUCGUGGGCAGCGACUGCGGCGUCACCUGCGCCUGCAACGGGCACAGCGACUGCGCCGGGCCCCGAGCAACCGACACCUGUCUGCAGUGCCACAACAACACCCAGGGCCCGCAGUGCCAGCGCUGCCGCCCGCUGUUCGUGGGCUCCGCCCUCGGGGGGGGCACCUGCCUCACCUGCCGCUCCUUCUGCCGCCACCGCGCCGACGUCUGCCUGAGCCGCGCCGACCUGGAGCGGCACCGGCGCCAGCCCGACAGGUACCCCCUGGAGCCCCACCUGAUCCACACCUGGGUGCAGGAGGGCCCCAGCGAGGCGCAGGCCGUGUGUGUGAACUGCCAGAACAACAGCGUGGGGGACAGGUGUGACACCUGCCGGGCGGGGUUCUUCCUGCUGGACGGCACCUGCACCAGGUGCCAGUGCAACGGGCACGCCGACACCUGCAACGAGCUGGACGGCACCGGCUGCCCCUGCCAGAACAACACCGAGAGCGGCGCCUGCCCCGAGCGGCGCGACUGCCACCGCCACCAGUGCUCCAAGUGCCGUGACUCCUUCCAGGGCCACCCGGUGGGUGGCCAGCAGUGCUACCGGCUGCUGGCGGUGGAGCAGGAGUACUGCCUGGACGCGGCGUCGCAGAGCCACUGCUUCCCGCCGCCGCAGCGCCGCCCGCUGCCGCCCGGCCGCUCCGUGCCCUUCGCCGUGCAGCCCAAGUUCACCAACGUGGACAUCCGCCUCACCCUGGACGUCACCUUCGGCGUGGUGGACCUCUACGUGGCCACCUCCUACGACACCUUCGCCGUGGACAUGGAGCCGGACACCGGAUGGCACCGGGUCCGCGUGCAGGCGCCCGGCGGGGGCGGUGGCACCUUUGGGGGUGGUGGUGGCACCUUUGGGACCUUGGGGGGACAAGGAGGUGGUGGUGGCACCUUUGGAGGUGGUGGUGGCACCUUUGGGACCUUGGGGGGACAAGGUGGACAAGGGGGUGGUGGGGGUGGUGGUGGUGGUGGCACCUUCGGGGGCGGUGGUGGCACCUUUGGGGGACAAGGGAGUGGUGGUGGCACCUUUGGAGGUGGUGGUGGCACCUUUGGGACCUUGGGGGGACAAGGAGGUGGUGGUGGUGGUGGCGGUGGUGGUGGCACCUUUGGGGGACAAGGGGGUGGUGGUGGCACCUUUGGAGGUGGUGGUGGCACCUUUGGGACUUCCGGAACUGGUGGUGGCACCUUUGGGGGACAAGGGGGACAAGGGGAGGACAAGGGGGACAAGGGGGUGGUGGUGGGGCUGGUGGCACUGGUGGUGGCACCUUUGGGACCUUGGGGGGACAAGGAGGACAAGGGGGACAAGGGGGUGGUGGUGGCACCUUUGGGACUGGUGGUGGCACCUUUGGGACUUCCGGAACUGGUGGUGGCACCUUUGGGACCUUCGGGGGACAAGGGGGUGGUGGGGGUGGUGGUGGCACCUUUGGGACCUUUGGUGGCCCUGGUGACACCUUUGGGACAUCUUGGACUGGAGAUGGUGGUGGUGGCACCUUUGGGACCUUCGGUGGCCCUGGUGGCCCUGUGGCCGGUGGGGUUGGUCCCACUGGUCCAACCGGUUUUACCGGUGACCCCCAAAGUUCUGGUGGCCCCAGAGCCCAUUUUGGUGGCCAAACUGGUCAUACUGGCCAAACUGGUUUUGCUGACCAACCCACUGACCCCAGACCCCAUUUUGGUGGCCCCAGAGAAGAUUUUGGUGGCCAAACCAGUUUUAAUGACCAAUCUGAUGACCCCCGACCCCAUUCUGAUGACCCCAGACCCCAUUUCGGUGUCCCCCAACCCCAUUUUGGUGGCCAAACUGGUUUUAAUGGUCAAUCCGAUGACCCCAGACCCCAUUUUGGUGGCCCCAGAGAAGAUUUCGGUGGCCAAACCAGUUUUAAUGGUCAAUCUGAUGACCCCAGAGCCAAUUUUGGUGUCCCCCAACCCCAUUUUGGUGUCCCCCAACCCCAUUUUGGUGUCCCCCAACCCCAUUUUGGUGUCCCCCAACCCCAUUUUGGUGUCCCCCAACCCCAUUUUGGUGGCCCCCAACCCCAUUUUGGUGACCCCGGAGCCAAUUUUGGUGGCCAAACUGGUCAUACUGGUUUUAAUGGUCAAUCUGAUGACCCCAGACCCAAUUUCGGUGGCCAAACUGGUUUUGGUGACCAAUCUGAUGACCCCAGAUCCUUUGGUGGCCAAACUGGUCAUACUGGCCAAACUGGUUUUAAUGGUCAAUCCAAUGACCCCAAACCCCAUUUUGGUGGUCCCCAACCCAAUUUUGGUGGCCCCCAACCCCAUUUUGGUGGCCCCAGAGAAGAGUUUGGUGGCCAAACCAGUUUUAAUGACCAAUCUGAUGACCCCAAACCCCAUUUUGAUGACCCCCAACCCCAUUUUGGUGGCCAAACUGGUUUUUAUGGCCAAUCUGAUGACCCCAGACCCAAUUUCGGUGGCCCCAAACCCCAUUUUGAUGACCCCCAACCCCAUUUUGGUGGCCAAACUGGUUUUAAUGACCAAUCUGAUGACCCCAGACCCCAUUUUGGUGGCCCCAAACCCCAUUUCGGUGUCCCCCAACCCCAUUUCGGUGGCCAAACUGGUUUUGGUGACCAAUCCGAUGACCUCAAACCCCGUUUUGGUGGCCCCAGAGAAGAUUUUGGUGGCCAAACUGGUUUUUAUGGCCAAUCUGAUGACCCCAGACCCAAUUUUGGUGGCCAAACUGGUUUUGAUGGCCAAUCUGAUGACCCCAGACCCCAUUUUGGUGGCCCCCAACUCCACUUUGGUGGCCAAACUGGUUUUAAUGACCAAUCCAAUGACCCCAGACCCAAUUUUGGUGGCCCCCAACCCCAUUUUGAUGGUCCCCAACCCCAUUUUGAUGGUCCUGAACCCCCUUUUGGUGUCCCCCAACCCCAUUUCGGUGGCCGAACUGGUUUUAAUGACCAAUCUGAUGACCCCAGAGCCAAUUUUGGUGGCCCCCAACCCCAUUUUGGUGGCCCCCAACCCCAUUUGGGUGGCCCCAAACCCCACUUUGAUGACCAAACCGGUUUUCCCGACCACCCCACCGCCCCCAUCCCCAAUUUGGGUGGCCCCCAGCCCCAUUUUGGUGGCCCCAGACCCAAUUUUGGUGUCCCCCAACCCCAUUUUGGUGGCCCCCAACCCCAUUUUGGUGGCCCCAAACCCCAUUUUGGUGGCCCCCAACCCCACUUUGGUGCCCAAACCAGUUUUGCCGACCAAUCUGAUGACCCCAGACCCAAUUUUGGUGGCCCCAAACCCCAUUUUGGUGGCCAAACUGAUGACCCCAGAUCCUUUGGUGGCCAAACCAGUUUUGCCGACCAAUCUGAUGGCCCCAGACCCAAUUUUGGUGGCCAAACUGGUUUUAAUGGCCAAUCUGAUGACCCCAGACCCCAUUUUGGUACCCCAUUUUGGUGGUCCCCAAGCCCAUUUUGGUGGCCAAACUGGUUUUCCCAACCACCCCACCGCCCCCAUCCCCUCCAGAAGCCCCCACCCCACCACCCCACCACCCCCCACCACCCCACCCUCACCCCCCACGCCCCCCGUGGUGGCACCGGCUCUGCUGGAGGAACGCGCCCACGGCCUGGUCACCUACCUGACGGUGGCCCGGCCCGUGCCCGCCCUGGUGGUCCGCGGGGUGCGGGACCGGCUGGUGCUGACCUACCCCCACGCCGGCCACGCGCUGAAGUCCACCAGGUUCUACCUGCUGGUGGUGGCCGGCGCCGAGCCCUGCCAGGGGCUGCUCUUCUUCCGCCAGGACCAGGCGCACAUCGACCUCUUCAUCUUCUUCUCGGUCUUCUUCUCCUGCUUCUUCCUGUUCCUGGCGCUCUGCGUGCUGCUCUGGAAGGCCAAGCAGGGCCUGGACGCGCGCCACGAGCGCCGGCGCCACCGGCAGGAGAUGUCCAAGAUGGCGGCGCGGCCCUUCGCGCGUGUCACCGUCUGCUUUCAGUACCUUGGUUACCGGAGCUGGUCUGUGGGCCACCAGCAGAACCACCUCAUGGGUCACCAAAACCGCUCUGUGGGCCACCAGAACCAUCCUCCUCGGGACCCCCACCCCACCCACCGCAAGGCGCCCCAAUCACUACCAGGACCCCCCAAACCACCACCGGGACCCCCCAAACCACCACCGGGCCCCCCCAAACCACCACCAGGACCCCCCAAACCCCCUCGGGGUGCCCCGGGCGGGGGUCCCGGGGCGGCCCCGGUGACCCUGGAGCCCACCGAGGACGGGCUGGCGGCGGUGGCCACGCUGCUGCUGCAGCUGCCCGGGGGUCCCGGGGGUCCCCCCCGAGCCGCGCUGGGCUCGGCGCUGGUGGUCCUCAGGGGGGCGGGGCCUGUGCAGGAAAGGGGCGGGGCUUCCAGGAAAGGGGCGGGGCCCGCGGGGCUCGAGCUCACCGCAAUGGGCAGCUGAAAA
Molecule: messenger RNA, 9007 nt
Organism: Taeniopygia guttata (zebra finch)
Lineage: Eukaryota; Metazoa; Chordata; Aves; Passeriformes; Estrildidae
Source: RefSeq, a predicted model, not a curated record